GAGAAGUUGAUGGAGCUGCCAGCAGCGAUCAGGUGUGACUUGACACUCUUAUGAAUACCUGACUGUCGGAGCAGUAACUGCAGUCCCAUCAGAUGUGAAUCAGUCUUCUCCUUCGUGUUGAGUCAGAAUGGAAAAGGUGAUCAGCUGUUUCAAGAAGAGCCCAGAUGCUGUGGCCAGGCUGAUCUGCUUCCCCUGGGCAGGUGGAGGCUCCAUGCAUUACGCGCGCUGGGGCAACGUCCUCCCCAGCUCCAUAGAAGUGUUUGCUGUGAAGCUGCCGGGCAGAGAGAGCCGAGCCAGGGAGCCCUUCUUUGAGGACAUGCAGCAGAUCGUGGACGAGGUCAUCGGUGUGUUGUUGCCGCUGCUGAAAGAGAAGCCGUUUGCUCUGUUUGGACACAGUUUUGGGGCCUUCGCCGGUUUCGCCGUGGCAGAUGCUCUGAAGAGACGACACAACCUCGAACCGGUUCACCUCUUCCUCUCCGGCGCCUCUGCACCUUACUCAGAGACGCGCACCAAGACCCCGAAGAGAAGCGAGCUGUCCGACGACGAUUUCCUGAAGUGGCUGGUUUCCAUCGGAGGGACUCCCCCCGAGCUGCUGGCCAACCCCGAGGUCCUGAAGCUCUUCCUGCCCGCCCUGAAGGCCGACCUGCACGUGGUGGAGAACUACAGGUGCCACGAGCCGGACGCGCCACCGCUCCGCUGCCCCGUCACGUGUUUCGAUGGAAAGGACGACAUUCCUCACGACUUACAAGACUGAAUGCAGCAACACUUCAGAGCAGAAUCACUUUCUGAUCGAUCCGAUCUGUGAACUGUCUGUAACAAUGGAUAUCUUGGGCCCCCCAAAACAUUGCACAGACACACCCAGACUUGACACUCACCUUGGGGCUUAGCCCCCUUUCUUUGAAUCCUACAAACGCCCCUGGGCAACUCGAUUUAAAUGAUGGUUCUUAACCGUCGGGUUUUGAGUCGUCUCUCCCUUCAUUUGUAUUCUUUUCGAACAGCUUGGAAAAACAUCACGUCCGGAGAUUUCACCGUCCGGAAGCUGGAGGGAGCUCACUUCUACCUGAAGGAGUCCAACAAUGAAAAAA
This is a messenger RNA of Pseudoliparis swirei, 1085 nucleotides long. It is a transcript of the gene olah, whose product is annotated as oleoyl-ACP hydrolase. The transcript is spliced from 6 exons. Gene Ontology annotation, biological process: lipid biosynthetic process. Bases 128 to 754 code for a protein of 208 amino acids. NCBI's taxonomy places the organism in Eukaryota, Metazoa, Chordata, Actinopteri, Perciformes, Liparidae. The record is from RefSeq and is a predicted model, not a curated record.